This is a messenger RNA of Entelurus aequoreus (snake pipefish), 7121 nucleotides long. RefSeq names its product mitogen-activated protein kinase kinase kinase kinase 4-like. Gene Ontology annotation, biological process: protein phosphorylation. Gene Ontology annotation, molecular function: protein kinase activity; ATP binding. Bases 1205 to 5632 code for a protein of 1475 amino acids. The transcript has 32 exons. The record is from RefSeq and is a predicted model, not a curated record. Lineage: Eukaryota; Metazoa; Chordata; Actinopteri; Syngnathiformes; Syngnathidae.
CGUCGUUAUAAAGGUCGUAUUAGCUUUGUAAGAUUGUGCUUGUUGUCCACACUUCUCGAAUCGAGGCCCGUCUGACGGGUCGGUCCUGCUCUACAAUUUAGACAUUGGAGCUUGUUUAGCAAACAGAUUCGUGUGUUAAACGUGGCAUUAUGAAAAAUAACAUGCAGUUGACAGAAGGCAGACCGUGCUUUCUAGAAAAAUAUAUUUUCCACCGAGGGCUACAUAAAUAUGUUUGAUUCUAUGUUUCUACUAAUCCCCGGGGGACAAUAAAAACAAGCUACAGGCUGCAAAUGUAUCUGCAGACUGAAUACUUGGAUUGCGUUGAAGUUGACGUACUAUAAACGAAAGGCUGCACAGUGCAAUUGGUAACCCUGGAAAACCAUCACUGCAUUUGCUAAAUAUCUGUUGCAAUUAUUGAGAUUUGUUUUAGCUGUGCCAUGCAGUUCAUUGCAAAUAACUGUAUUGAUUUAUAGAAGGUCUGUACUGCGUCCAUUGAGAGCAUCACUUGCUGCCACACCCUUGAUAACCAAUAUUGACAGUGUCGUCUCUCCUGCGCAUGUGCGCAAGAGUGCUGACGGGGUUGCUUCAGUAUGUCUCAUUUGCGAUACGCGCAGUAAUCGGCAGCGGUAGUGUGACUCAUUUUGGGGUGUCUGUUCGUAAUACAUCCAUUAAAAAAAUUAUCAGGCCCCUUCUCUCUUCUGGGAAUUCGGAGCGAACCGGCUUUUACUGUAGCGCGACUCUCUCAAAACUGCACAAAGCUACCGAGAAGCGGAGGAGAAAAAACGAAAGUUGGGGUGCUUCAGUUUCAAUGUAAAAUAUGUAAAGAAAACUAAGUGUUGAUAAACGCAAAUCUCACUGUUGGAUUUUUAAAGAAGAUUUUUAUAUAUUGAAAAACUUAAUACAACGAAUGAUACUGUGUUGUAAUGAAUACAAAACGCUUUCCUCAGAAUAGAAAAGCUUUACUUUGAAGUUCACAGGCGGAAGUGUGCUUUAGAACACAUCACAGGCCAGAAGCGGCUAGGGAGCUAACAGGGAGUCCGCUGCUGCCAUCUCAACAUGGAGUAGCAAAAGCCCCUCGUCCACUGCCCGAGAAGCGGACCCCACGGAGAGGAUUACACGCUUUUCAAACAUCCGCCGAGAGCUUCGCAAAUGAUAGAACGGCGGAUGCUUUUGUAGGUGGAAAAGGGACUGUUUUAUUGGAAAGAUGGCGAACGACUCCCCAGCUAAAAGUCUGGUAGACAUCGACUUGGCUUCACUGCGGGACCCGGCCGGGAUAUUUGAAUUGGUGGAGGUGGUUGGAAAUGGCACCUACGGACAAGUCUACAAGGGACGACAUGUCAAGACUGGGCAGCUGGCCGCCAUCAAGGUCAUGGACGUCACAGAGGAUGAAGAAGAGGAAAUUAAAUUGGAGAUUAAUAUGCUGAAGAAGUAUUCCCAUCACAGAAACAUCGCCACCUACUACGGGGCUUUCAUUAAAAAGAGUCCACCGGGACAUGACGACCAGCUUUGGUUGGUGAUGGAGUUCUGUGGAGCUGGUUCCAUCACAGACCUGGUGAAGAACACCAAGGGGAACCAGUUGAAGGAAGACUGGAUUGCCUACAUCUCCAGAGAAAUCCUCAGAGGUUUAGCCCACUUACACGCCCACCAUGUUAUCCACCGAGACAUCAAGGGCCAGAAUGUCCUGUUGACUGAAAAUGCCGAAGUGAAACUAGUGGACUUUGGUGUGAGUGCCCAGCUGGAUCGCACUGUAGGCAGGAGAAACACCUUCAUUGGUACUCCAUACUGGAUGGCCCCUGAAGUCAUUGCCUGCGACGAAAACCCUGAUGCUACAUAUGACUACAGAAGUGACCUGUGGUCUUGCGGCAUUACAGCAAUUGAGAUGGCUGAAGGAGCGCCACCGCUUUGUGACAUGCACCCAAUGAGAGCACUCUUCCUGAUUCCAAGAAACCCCCCUCCGAGGCUCAAAUCCAAGAAAUGGUCCAAAAAGUUUUUCAGUUUCAUCGAGGGCUGCCUUGUGAAGAACUACACACAGCGGCCGCCAACAGAACAGCUGCUCAAACACCCCUUUAUCCGAGACCAACCCAAUGAGAGGCAGGUCCGAAUUCAGCUGAAAGACCACAUUGAUCGCACCAAGAAGAAGAGGGGCGAAAAAGACGAGACUGAGUAUGAGUACAGUGGCAGUGAGGAGGAGGAGGAGGAUCCCCCGGAGCAGGAGGGAGAACCAAGCUCCAUCGUUAAUGUGCCGGGUGAGUCCACGCUGCGCAGAGACUUCAUCCGCCUGCAGCAGGAAAACAAGGAGAGGUCAGAGGCACUUCGUCGUCAGCAGCUCCUGCAGGAGCAGCAGCUUCGCGAACAGGAGGAGUACAAGCGCCAACUACUGGCAGAGAGGCAGAAGCGUAUUGAACAGCAGAAGGAGCAGCGACGGCGACUGGAGGAGCAACAAAGACGCGAACGGGAGAUGAGACGGCAACAAGAGCGGGAUCAGCGUCGGCGAGAGCAGGAGGAGAAGAGGCGCAUUGAGGAAAUGGAUCGCAGGCGCAAAGAGGAAGAAGAGCGCAGGCGUGCUGAGGACGAGAAAAGGAGGAAUGAUCGUGAACAGGAGUACAUCCGACGGCAGUUAGAGGAAGAGCAGAGACACUUGGAGAUGCUACAGGAACAGCUGUUGCGUGAACAGGCUAUGUUGUUGGAGUUCAAGUGGCGUGAGCUAGAGGAGCAGCGCAAGGCUGAGCGGCUUCACAAGCGGCUGCAGCAGGAACAGGUUUACCUGCUGUCACUCCAGCGUGCAUCCCAACAGCAGAUUGGCGACAAGUCCAAACUGCCCGCAGACCGUGUCACAGCUCCUCCAACGACCACCCCGCCCCUUGACAGAGUCCUCCCACAGCGACCACAAGCUGUGGUUCUUGACAGUUUUGUUGCCACAGGCUCUUCUGAGAUCUCUGGUGUGCCACAGGCGAUGCACCCUGACUGCGUUAAAGCUCAGGCAGCUGUGUUGGAGCAAAGUGACCAUGACGAGAACUCUAGUAGUCCCAGCCCCACUCAUGAGUCCACCAUUGACUCCACCCCUUCCCUGGAAGAACAUGCUGCAUCCGAUACACCAGUCACUCAACCUCCACAGCCUAUCAGAGAGGCUGACGAACGGUACCGUAAGAACAUACAGGGCUCCCCUCAGACCGCCCCUCCUCCCAAGCAGCCCCCUCUGCCUCCCCGCUCAGUUGAACCCUUCUCCAACGGUAGCUCAUCUGAGGUCUCCGCCAUGCACCGGCCCAUGGAGCCUCAGGUCCAGUGGUCUCACCUUGCCGCUCUUAAGAGUAGCAACAGUGCCGCCCCUUCUCCGCCUCCUCCGCCCAUGGUCGCUCGCUCCCAGUCCUUCAGUGAGCCCGGUGGUGUUACUGCUAACUUUGCACAGCUCCACAUGCGCUCCCAGGAGCCCCACCAUCACCACCCAUCGCCUGCCCGUACUGACUCCCAGCCCCAACCUCCCCUACACCAGCCUCAGGCCCCACCUAGUGACGAAGUGCCACCCAAGGUACCCGUGAGAACCACGUCUCGAUCUCCUGUACUGUCGCGCCGAGAGUCUCCGCUACCAUCGCAGCCUAGCGGGCAGAGGAAUGUAUCUGGCAACGUGGACCACCGCCCUCUGUGGGACCGUGUGGAGAAAUUGCAGCCUCGGCCUGGCAGCGGCAGCUCCUCUGGUUCCUCCAACUCCAGCUCCCAGGCCAGUCCUGGGGACCGCUUCAGGCCACGCUCAUCGUCCAAAUCUGAAGGUUCGCCCCUCCAACGCCCUGAGAGUGUUCCCAAAAAAACCGAUGAAAAGAACUUGGCCAGGCCCACUAGACCUGCUGACCUGACAGCCCUCGCCAAGGAGCUCCGUGCAGUGGACGACGUGCGACCUCCCCACAAAGUGACUGACUACUCUUCCUCAAGUGAGGACUCUGGCACCACCGAUGAGGAAGACGAUGAAGAAGUAGAUCAGGAGGCGGGAGAGGAAUCCACCUCGGGUGCUGAGGACUCUCGGUCCUCUCAUGGUUUCCACAGGAGGCUGAGUAAUGGAGAAACUGGGUCUGCUAAAACAAUGCUGGUUGAAGACUCUGAGAGCGAGCAGGCCACUACUCCCUCAAAGGAUGGUACGCUGGUCAUCAGACAGAGCACCGCUGACAUAAAGCGGUUGAUCAGUCUCUCUUCCGCUUCCCUGGCCGGCAACGCUCACGGCCAUCCCCAAACCCCAAGCCACAGCUUCCAAGAGAAAAAUGGCUUUGUUGGCCGCAUUCACCACCUACCAGACCUUAUCCAGCAGAGCCAUCACUCCCCAUCCUCUUCCACAUCCAUGCUUUCCUCCCCCUCCUCCUCUUCCUCCUUCUCAUCAUCUCCUAGCCAUGCCAGUCUGGCCAUGUCCUCACAGAACCCCUUGGACAAGCUUGUUGCCAUUGAGAGCCAAUCGGAGAGCAAUUCCAUGUCCAAACACAAAUCAUCUUCCUCCUUCACUCCCUUCAUCGACCCUCGCCUUCUCCAGAUCUCCCCAUCCAGCGGCAGCUCACUCAACAACAUGGCUGUAUUUGGGCAGGACGUACGUCUCGCAGACCCACUGAGGUCUGACCCGUCGCGCAAAGGCUCAGUGGUUAAUGUCAACCCCGUCAACACACGUCCGCCCAGCGACACGCCAGAGAUCCGGAAGUAUAAGAAGCGGUUCAACUCGGAGAUCCUGUGCGCUGCCCUUUGGGGUGUCAACCUACUGGUCGGGACCGAGAGCGGCCUGAUGCUGCUGGAUCGCAGCGGUCAGGGGAAAGUGUACCCCCUCAUCAACCGGCGGCGCAUCCAGCAAAUGGACGUCCUGGAGGGUCUGAAUGUCCUAGUUACUAUAUCAGGCAAAAAGAACAAGCUGCGAGUUUAUUAUCUGUCAUGGCUUCGUAACAAGAUUCUGCAUAAUGACCCAGAGGUGGAGAAGAAACAGGGCUGGGUUAAUGUGGGCGACCUGGAGGGAUGCGUCCACUACAAAGUUGUAAAAUACGAGAGGAUUAAAUUCUUAGUGCUGGCUUUGAAGAACUCAGUGGAGGUUUAUGCUUGGGCCCCCAAACCGUACCACAAGUUCAUGGCCUUCAAGUCAUUUGGCGACCUGGUGCACAAGCCUCUGCUGGUGGACCUGACAGUGGAGGAGGGUCAGAGGUUAAAGGUCAUCUAUGGCUCCUGCUCAGGCUUCCAUGCUGUGGAUGUGGACUCAGGCGCCGUUUACGACAUCUACCUACCCACUCACAUCCAGACCAGCAUUCAGUGCCACGCCAUCAUCAUCCUGCCCAACACCGACGGAAUCGAGCUGCUUGUGUGCUACGAGGACGAGGGCGUCUACGUCAACACCUACGGGCGCAUCACCAAGGACGUGGUGCUGCAGUGGGGGGAAAUGCCGACUUCAGUGGCCUACAUUAGGUCCAACCAGAUCAUGGGCUGGGGCGAAAAGGCCAUCGAGAUCCGCUCAGUGGAGACCGGCCACCUGGAUGGUGUCUUUAUGCACAAGAGAGCCCAGAGACUCAAGUUCCUGUGCGAGCGGAACGACAAGGUGUUCUUCGCCUCGGUGCGAGCUGGCGGUGCUAGUCAGGUGUACUUCAUGACCCUGGGACGCACCUCCCUCAUGAGCUGGUAGUUCCUGUGACAAUGAUGAUGCUUGCUCUCUCGUGUUCAGACCAACAUCCGUCGUAAUAAAUAGCCAGCGGUGGGCGGGGUGCUGCGUUCUGUGUAUGUGCGUGCGUGUGUAUGUAUGUAUGUGUGUGUGUGUGUGCGUGCACGAGCGUUUUAUAGUAAACUAUAUAUGAGCCAAGCCUGCCUCCUCCCCUUGACCUUACUGGGAUGUGAUCAUGUUUGGUGACCUCACGCAGCCUUGCAUCUCGUGCGUGCGCAAGGUCCGCAUGUGCACAGCUGAGGACGAACCACGCACACGCCACUCGCCGUUUGGCUUCUUGCGUUUUUUUGUUUGUUUUUUUGUAAAGAAAAACACUCGUUUGCCUUGUUUAAGGUGUUCCGGUGGACCACGGUGAUCAUGACAGGGUAAGAUUAUCAGCUCCACCACCUUCCAAGCAUGGUCCACAACCUUCUCAUACACUGUACAUUUUCUAUGUGACGGCUGCACGUGGAUAGGAGUCGCUAUUUGUCAUCCACCCUAAACGGACCCCGAUUUGUCUCGUUUUCACUCUUUUCCUGGGGCGUCCUUCACAAUGUAGGGUAAACUGUGAAUUAGAUUUGCAGAGUCAGCAGGUAACCACAAAGGAACUUGAGUGCAUGAGACCUGACUGUAGCGUCUAAGUUCAGGUUGCCUUAUUAAUAAAAGGUUUUACGAAGCCUAAAAGUUGAAGGAAGGCUUUAGUCAGCCAUCUAUCGGAUACAACAAUGGACCUUAUAUUGACGAUGUUGCGCCUCAGUCUGUUUCCUUUUAAUAUUCCCUGUCAAAAUUGACAAUGCCGCUGUCGUCCAUUGCCCAGUUGCCACGGUAGUCGCACGCGGCAGUGGACAACAUCCUUGUUCCCCCAACUUCCCCUGCUCGUCAGCACGGGCGGUGCCUUCACUGACCUUACAGAGAGAAAGAGAAAUAAGGCUAAAAGUGCAGCAGUGUUCCAAAACCACUCCAGAUGAUGACAAAACAAGUGGCAUAUUUUUAACCCGGACUUAGUUUUUAGUCUCGACCACGUUUCCCGUCUAAGUAAGCGACUGCUGUGGUUUUUAAAUAGUAAUGCACACGUUAAGUUGAAAAUGUUUACAGAAGUCAUUGUUUUGUCAAACCAAUGUGCAUCAAUAUGAAUAUUUAUGGAUCAUUUGAGGGCAGUUUUCCUGUUUUUUGUAUUUUGUAUUCCCUUUUUGUACGUUCAUUUAGACAGCCGUGUACAGGAAUAAACGGACAUUUGCUCACAUGUGAUAUUACUGACACAAAUCCAGACUUCACUGAUUCUGCAGCAUUAUGCUCAGUGUGUUUUGUUUUACUACCACCUGGGUGUUUCUUUUCUGACCUCUAAUGUAUGUCCUCUCUGUGUACGUUAGGAAUUACUGUAUUUUCCUGAAGGUCUUUUUUUUUCCAUGGAAUAAAAUCUGAAAUAAUUUACAAUUCGGUGUUAUUCUGUGCCGCAUAAGGCCAAAGUUAUCUU